Cladophialophora yegresii CBS 114405 is the source of this 906-nucleotide messenger RNA. RefSeq lists its product as uncharacterized. The record is from RefSeq and is a predicted model, not a curated record. NCBI's taxonomy places the organism in Eukaryota, Fungi, Ascomycota, Eurotiomycetes, Chaetothyriales, Herpotrichiellaceae. The coding region runs from base 1 to 906 and encodes 301 amino acids. The transcript has 4 exons.
AUGGACGUCCCUAGACCUGACGGUCCCGACGUCAACAGAGGGACGGAUAUUUUCGUUGGAUGCUGGGUGUUGACUGGCUUCGUCUUCUUCGUUCUGCUGUUUAGAUUCGGUGUCAAGGCUUGGAUAGCAUGGCUGCUGCCGAGUGUCUCCAGGCCCGAACGGGUAUGGGGAUUGGAGGAUUUCUUCUUUGCGUUGGGCUAUGCCUUUGACGUUGGACACAUGGCUCUGAUCUGGAAGAGCUGGGAAUGGGGUCUUGGCAGGCACUUUUUCUAUCUUUCUCCAGUCGAGAAAAAUCGAGCAAUGAAGUGGGAUUUCAUAUCCCAGCCUCUGGCCGUGUCUGCGGCCAUGUGGUCUCGAACAGGCGUCAUCAUCUUCCUGUACACUUGCUUCGCGCAGAACAGGAGGAGUCUGCGGGUCAUUGUGGUCAUCUGCAUGGCCGUCCAGAUCGUCGCGAACCUCUUCACCAUAUUGCAAAUCUUCCUCCAAUGCGGCCCAAAUCCGUACCGAUUCGUCGACCGAGCAAGUUACUUCCAUUACAUGUGGGACCCGUUGCCGGAAGAUGGCUCGGUCAUCUGUCAGGCGCCAACAGUCCAAGCCACGGUUGGAUAUGUGCAGGGCGCGUUCAACUGUAUCAUCGACUUCACCUUGACCUAUCUGGCCGGAUUCGAGCUCUGGCAAUUCAUGCUGCGAGGCACACAGAGUAUUAGAGAGAACUCGUUUCUCACCAGGUUCAAGAGACUCGAUCCCAGGAUCCGAAGCCAACGAAUCUGGCAAACCUUGUUGUUGUGCGGCCCGCUGCUGCUAUCGGGCGUUGCUUCGAUCAUCAAGACCUACCUGCUCUCAGCCCUCGGAAGUAGGCUGGACUUCACAUGGAACAUUGUUCCCUUCAUUCUCUGGGUCAAGUAA